Messenger RNA from Malaya genurostris, 1923 nucleotides. Its product is annotated as zinc finger protein 239-like. The transcript has 2 exons. Gene Ontology annotation, biological process: regulation of transcription by RNA polymerase II. Gene Ontology annotation, molecular function: RNA polymerase II cis-regulatory region sequence-specific DNA binding; DNA-binding transcription factor activity. Bases 209 to 1336 code for a protein of 375 amino acids. NCBI's taxonomy places the organism in Eukaryota, Metazoa, Arthropoda, Insecta, Diptera, Culicidae. The record is from RefSeq and is a predicted model, not a curated record.
AAAAGAUUUGCCUUAUGAUUUUCACUAUUCAUUUUGCCUGAGUGUAGGAUAAUGUAUAUAAAAUAUUAUCUGGCAUCGCUGACAGUAACAAAAACAAUAAACACACGAAUAUUUUGUAUUGAUUGUCCACAAGAACGGCAAAGAGCGAUCACGGUCCAUUUUUCUUCUCGUUGGUAAGACUGUCGUUUUCGUAUUUUUUCUCAGAAAAAUGAAAUCCGACCAGGUACAGGAUGUGAUGCCAAAAGAGGAAAAGCAAUCAAAUGAUUGUAUCACGUUAACGAACGAUCUUCCGAAACAAUAUAAAUGUCUGAUUUGUGAGAAAACAUUUGCUAGGAAGUAUAUACUCAACUAUCACUUCUUAUUGCAUGACGGCAAGCGCCCAUUCAGUUGUGAUAUUUGUGGAAAAAGCUUUGCUUUGAAGAACUACAUGAACAAACAUAUGAACGUCCAUACAAAGGACAUAACGCGCAUGUGUGAUGUAUGUGGCAAAGAAUUUCGGGACAAGCAUUCAUUGAAGGUUCACAAAAAUAUUCAUACUGGUGAGCGACCGUACAAAUGCACUGUAUGUGGUAAAAGUUUUGUCACCAAGAUUGAGCUAGGCUUACACAUGCCAGUGCACAUGGGAAAUUAUAGGUAUAAGUGUGAUGUGUGCGGCAAAGGAUUCACGCAAAGAUCGCGUUUGAAAGACCAUGAAAACAGUCAUACAGGAGAGCGCCCGUAUAAAUGCAGUGUAUGCGGAAAAGAUUUCGGCACCAGAUCUGUUCUAACCGGUCACAUGUCAAUUCACACGGGUAAUCAACAUCAAUGUGAAGUUUGCGGCAAAGAAUACGCUAGUAAAUUGAAUUUGAAAUUGCACAAACGCAUUCAUGCAUCUUUACUAAUCGAAGCAACAGACCAAGAACGCUUCAUUCUAGCCAAACAGAAGAGUAUAACAAACGAAUCCACAAAACUUGAUGUCAAUGACAAGGUAAAUGAACUAGCCAAAACCAAUGACAACAGCGAUGCAUUUGAUUUACAACCAAAUUUAUACGAUUCUUCUAGUUGCAAUCGAAGUGAAAUGAUAUCCUGUCAUAUACAGGAUGUUAUACCAAACAAGGAGCAACUAUCAACUAGCUCAGUAACUUCUUUCACACAGGAAACCAAUAUUCCAAAACAAUUCAAAUGCCAGAUUUGUGAUGAACAAUUUUCUGACGAGGACUGUCUACAUAAGCACGUCUUAUCGCAUGGGAAAGCGACAAGAAUAAGUUGUCAUAUUUGCAGAAAAAGUUAUUCUUCUACGUCAAAUUUAAGCAGACAUAUGAUCGCCCAUACCGUUGACAAACCCUUUAACAUGUGAUGUAUGCGGCAAAGGAUUUCGUGACAACCAAGCAUUGAAGUGCCACAACAAUAUUCACACCGGAGAGCGUCAGUACAAAUGCACUGUGUGCGGAAAAGAGUUCCAUGCUCAAACGAAUUUUUCCCAACACAUGCGCCUUUAUGAAGACAAGCACAAGUGCACGGAAUGUGGCAAAACUUACCUCUAACGCUCUACUAAGCAUACACGUGUCUUCACACACCGGACAUAUACGAAGCUAGUGGCAAUGAAUACAGGACUAAAUUUAACUUGAAAUCGCACAAACGAUUGAUGUUCUCACCUUCACAUAAAAUACAUUCAUAUUAUUUCUAUUUGUUGUUGCCAAGACUGUCAUCAGAAAUAAAAUACACUGAUAAAAAUCGACACGUUGGACUGAUGGGUUUCACACUCAAAUUCGUCGCAUUUGAUUCGACACUUUAAUUGCAAGUGUAAGUCUCUUCAAAUCUGAUUCAAAUCGAACAAUAUUAGGUUUCUAUUGAUAAUACACUUGAAUUCCAUCAAACAAACAGCAGAUUUAUUUCAAAUGUAUGACACUUAGUGUUCAAUUCGCUCGAUACCUUCAUUCGAAC